AAUCAUGGGAAAUGCAGGUAGGUAUUUGGGUGUUAUUUUGAUCGCACCUUUUCUUCUGAAUAGGCUGGGGAGUUCUAUUUUUAAAAUCUCACUCAGUGUUUUGUUUCAGUACAUUUUCUUUUAUUGGAGAUUCCCCAUAUUUUCUUCUGGAUCAUGACCUGAAAAUAUUAUUAUUAAAUCUACGUUCAAUGUGGAUUUGGAGAAGCUGGGUUUACAAUAGACUGAUAAGGCCACGUAGGUCUGGAGUCUUGCCUGAUGAGCUCUGGUCUGCAAGAUACUCUUCUGGACAUUUGAAAUCCAUUAGACAAUAGAGGAUCACAGUUUCAGAGUGUCUGGAUGGAAGCCUUAUCGUCAUCCAGGAUAAGCCCACAUGGAUCUCUGGUUGGUUUGGGUAUCACUAGAGAUGGCCUAGGAUGGAGCAUUAAAGAAUACCCACUAAAGAAAGAAGUGAGAAGAGAUAGUGUUUCUGCUGUGAAGUUAAAUAGCAGGACCGUGAUUUCAGCAGUGCAUAGGAUCCAUGGGUCCAAGCUCAUAGAAGGUGUAGAUGAGGAGAUGAACAAACUUGCUCAGGAGAAUAUGGAUUAUGCUCCGGCAAGGAGACUAGUUCGUGACGCAUUCACCCCAGCUCAGCAGAAUCUGGAUCAUUGUCUGUUCAAGAUGACACCAUCGGGAGUAAAGACUAAUGAGAGUUAUGAAACAAACUCACGAGGGCUGGAGAUAUUCUCCAAAAGUUGGCUUCCAGAAUCCAUUCCUGUGAAGGGCAUUGUUUGCUUUUGCCAUGGAUACGGAGACACCUGUACAUUUUUCUUUGAGGGAAUUGCUAAGAAAAUUGCUGCUUCUGGAUAUGGUGUAUUCUCGAUGGAUUAUCCAGGAUUUGGCCUUUCAGAAGGUUUGCAUGGUUAUAUUCCGAACUUUGAUGAACUUGUUGAUGAUGUUAUCGAACACUUCUCCAAAGUUAAAGCACAAUCAGAUUUCAAGGAUGUCCCUUGCUUUCUUUUUGGACAAUCCAUGGGAGGUGCAGUAGCCUUGAAGGUGCACUUGAAGCAACCUCGUGAGUGGGAUGGGACAAUUCUUGUUGCUCCUAUGUGCAAGAUUGCAGAGGAUGUUACUCCACCUAAACCGGUAUUACAGGUUUUAGGAUUGUUAUCCCGGAUUCUCCCAAAACAAAAACUGUUUCCUCAGAAAGAUAUAUCGGAGCUGGCAUUUAGGGAACUCAAGAAACGAAACAUGGCAGUAUAUAAUGUAAUUGCCUAUAAGGAUCAGAUGCGCCUUAUGACUGCUAUGGAGCUCCUAAAAACUACAGCAGAAAUAGAAACUCAAUUGGAGAAGGUAUCAUCUCCAUUACUGAUAUUGCACGGAGAUGCUGAUCAAGUUACAGAUCCUUCUGUUAGCAAAAGUUUGUAUGAGAAGUCGAACAGUUUGGACAAAACUUUGAAGCUUUAUCGAGAAGGAUAUCACUGUAUUCUUGAAGGUGAACCUGAUGAGAGGAUAUAUGAGGUCUUUGAUGAUAUGAUUUCUUGGCUUGAGGCACACUGUAGAAGCAGAGUGCUGAAUACUUCAUUGUGAUCGCCAUUUAAUAAUUUUCACCGCGAAUGGAGAAUGUUUUGGCAUAUACUGUUACAAACUCAGAACCAAUAAGAUAAAGAGUGUGUUUGAUCAGUGGGUCCAAGUAGCUGUGCAUGUAUGCAAUAUGCAUUACUGUUGCAGUAGGUGGACUGGAAAGUUUAAGGACUGGAAUAACCACGAGUUCAAAUCCAAGGAGUAAUAAAUUUGAACACAAUAUAAUUUAAAAUUUAUACACUAAAUUGAUGUUUUGCUAUUGGUGACCUAAAAAAGAACGAUUACCUUUUAAUAUUAAUAUUGUUUUAUGUGUAAC
Messenger RNA from Cryptomeria japonica (Japanese cedar), 1876 nucleotides. RefSeq names its product caffeoylshikimate esterase. Gene Ontology annotation, cellular component: membrane. The coding region runs from base 337 to 1566 and encodes 409 amino acids. The record is from RefSeq and is a predicted model, not a curated record. Gene Ontology annotation, molecular function: lipase activity. NCBI's taxonomy places the organism in Eukaryota, Viridiplantae, Streptophyta, Pinopsida, Cupressales, Cupressaceae. The transcript is spliced from 8 exons.